Messenger RNA from Schistocerca serialis cubense, 535 nucleotides. Its product is annotated as mitochondrial sodium/calcium exchanger protein-like. Gene Ontology annotation, biological process: monoatomic cation transport; intracellular calcium ion homeostasis. Gene Ontology annotation, cellular component: membrane. The transcript has 4 exons. The coding region runs from base 83 to 535 and encodes 150 amino acids. Gene Ontology annotation, molecular function: calcium:sodium antiporter activity. The record is from RefSeq and is a predicted model, not a curated record. NCBI's taxonomy places the organism in Eukaryota, Metazoa, Arthropoda, Insecta, Orthoptera, Acrididae.
GUUGCUUGUGGAAGCAAGCCCCAGCCUUCAAGCUCCAGAUGCCUAGUGUGCAUGGCCACACUCCAAGCUUCUGUCGUGGGUGAUGCUAUUCAAACUAAGCCCAUUUUUCAUUGCACUGAAAUUGAUAAUCCCUUCUGUGGAUGACAAUGAUGAAAACCUUGGAUGGAUCAAACCAAUUCAUACAUUAAACUGUGUUACAUUGCCUGUUUAUGGAAGCUAUGUUUCUGGCAUUGCCAGUAAAGACCUGAGUUUUGGAAUUCCUGUGGUACUUCCAGUGACAAUAAUAGCAUCAGCCCUCUCAGCUUAUGUUUAUUUUACCUCAGAAAUUGAAAAGCCACCACCAUAUUUCAAUGUAUUUGCAUUUUUAGGGUUCUUUGGUUCUGUAGUAACAAUUUACCUUAUAGCAACAGAGACUGUCUCAUUGCUUCGGGCAGCUGGUCUUGUAUGUCAUAUUUCUGAAGGGACACUUGGAAUGACAGUUCUUGCAUGGGGAAAUUGUUUGGGAGGUAAUUCUAGUAGUUUUACAUACUUUUAA